Molecule: messenger RNA, 4010 nt
Organism: Trichomycterus rosablanca
Lineage: Eukaryota; Metazoa; Chordata; Actinopteri; Siluriformes; Trichomycteridae
Product: protein PHTF2-like
Exons: 19
Coding region: 185-2467 (760 amino acids)
Cellular component (GO): endoplasmic reticulum
Source: RefSeq, a predicted model, not a curated record
GGGAGCAGCUAAAGGAAAAGGCAGAACAAGCUGUUUUGCUAAAUCGUGCACGUUAUCGUAUUUUCUCUACACUAAUCUAACCAGAUUUAAGCAAAAAGCACCUCGUAUUUUCGUCGCUUUGGAUGCCAGCGUAAAGCCAUUCCCAGAGCCUAAAAUGAUCCAUGCGGUGACCUCUGAUGUGUAAAUGGCUUCCAAAGUCCGCGAUGCUGUGGUGUGGUACCAGAAGAAGAUCGGUGCAUAUGACCAGCAGAUAUGGGAGAAGUCUGUUGAACAAAGAGAAAUCAAGUUCAUUAGGCGGGGACUGAGGAACAAACCAAAGAAGACUGGCCAUGUGAAGCCUGACCUGAUUGAUGUAGAUCUAGUAAGAGGCUCUGCAUUUGCCAAAGCCAAACCAGAGAGCCCAUGGACAUCUUUAACACGUAAGGGCAUUGUUCGAGUAGUCCUCUUCCCAUUUUUCUUCAGAUGGUGGAUUCAGGUGACGUCCAAAGCUAUCUUUCUCCUGCUGCUCACCCUUUAUUUUCUCCAAGUGCUGGCAGCAGUGCUAUUCUUCAGUAUCUCACAUCAGCAUGACAUCCCGGCCACAGAAGUGUUCAAUGCCAUCUGGCUUAUGCUGCUGCUGGGCACUGUGCACUGCCAGAUUGUCUCAACGCGCAUUCCCAAAUCCACGCCCAACUCCACUGCCAAGAGGAGAAGGAAGUUAAGGAAAGCAGCUCACUUGGAAGUUCAUAGGGAAGGCGAUGGCUCUAGCACUACUGAUAACACACAGGAGGGGGCAUCGCAUUCCCCCAGCUCUGCUGCCUCUCUCGGCCUUGGCGCUUUCUUCAGAGAUUUCUGCCAUUAUAUCUUAAAAUCAGGGUCUAAAACAUCCAAACGGUCUAUUGACAAGUCCACAGAAACAGAUAAUGGCUAUGUCUCCUUGGAUGGCCGUGUCAUCAGUAAGAGCAGCGAAGAGAGGCUGCAACUCCAUGAGCCUCACUGUGACCUGUUGCGAUCGGAGGAGCCGGUCUGGAGCAGUUCACAGCCCAGGAACAACCUGAUACUGUCAUCCAGCAACAAGGAAGUGGCAGCUCUACGCAGUGGAGAGAACAUGUCAGAUGAAGCGUCAAGUGAAGAAGACCCCGAAAACUACAGGGCAAUUCGCAGAGGGGUGGAGCGCAUGAACAGCGACUGCACACUGCGCAACAGAAGAUCCCACCAUUACAAAAAACACUAUGCAGCAACAGAGGAGACACCUAAAUCAGGCACUAGCUGCAGCUCCCGUUGCUCCAGUCUGCGCACUCAGGACUCUGAGAGCACUCGGCAUGAGUCGGAGACGGAGGACGUGCUGUGGGAGGACUUCCUGCACUGUGCGGAAUGCCGGUCCUCCUGCACCAGUGAGACUGAGGCAGAGGGGUCUGCUGUCAACCCCAGUUCAAAAAAGGAGUACAGGGAUGACCCAUUCCUGCAGGGACAUGCACCAUGGCUCCACAGUUCAAACCCAGGGCUGGAGCGUGUGAGCGCCAUCGUAUGGGAAGGAAACGAGUGUAAGAAGGCAGACAUGUCAGUACUGGAAAUCAGUGGCAUGAUAAUGAACAGGGUAAAUUUGUACACCCCUGGCAUUGGAUACCAGAUUUUUGGAAACAUGGUGGCUGUGACUCUGGGUCUUACCCCCUUCGCAUUUAGACUUUUCCAGUACAAAGACAUGGAGCAGCUGGCCUCUCUCUCGGCCACUGAGAUGAUCUCUAUUGCCUUUGGCACCUCUACUGAUUUCAUGGUAAUCGCCAUGGUGACUUUAAGCUUCAUGGUCCGUGUUUGCCUCAUCUGGCUCUUCUUUUUCCUGCUAAGUGUGGCGGAGAGGACAUAUAAGCAGAGGCUGCUCUUUGCUAAGCUUUUUGGUCACCUAACCUCAGCUCGUAGGGCCAGGAAGUCUGAGGUGCCUCAUUUCCGUCUGAAGAAAGUGCAGAACAUUAAGAUGUGGCUUUCUCUGCGUUCAUACUUGAAGAGACGUGGCCCUCAACGCUCAGUCGACGUCAUCGUCUCAUCUGCCUUUCUCCUUACUCUCUCAGUGGUCUUUAUUUGCUGUGCUCAGUUGCUGCAUGUGCACGAGACGUUUCUGGAGUACCAUUACAACUGGGAGCUGGUAAUCUGGUGCUUUUCUCUCUCACUCUUCCUGCUGCGUUUUGUCACUCUGGGCUCGGAGACCAGCAAAAAAUACAGCAACGCCUCAAUCCUUCUGACCGAACAGAUUAAUUUGUACUUGAAAAUGGAGAAAAAACCAAACAAGAAAGAAGAGCUUACAAUUGUCAACAAUGUUCUCAAGCUGGCCACCAAACUGCUAAAGGAGCUGGAUUCUCCAUUUAGGUUGUACGGGCUCACCAUGAACCCUUUGCUGUACAGCAUCACACAAGUGGUCAUUUUGUCUGCAGUGUCAGGGGUGAUCAGCGACCUGCUUGGCUUUAACGUAAAGCUUUGGAAGAUCAAGUCAUGACAGUGAACUGUGUGCGGGCAUUCAGAGUGAAUGGAAAUUUUUCAGAGGAGCCACCGGAGGACGCUGCUUCCCCUUAAUAGGGCCCUUCUGACGAGCUUUUGGCCAUUUCUCCCUCUGACCUAUCAGAGUGCACACAUUUCACAUGCUCAAUACACAUAUUUAUUUUAUUCUCUCAUCAAUUUGUGGACACUUUUAGCUGCUAUUGGAAUGUCAUUGUUACAGGAUGGGUGCUUCCUUAGAGGUCAAUAUGUUAGUAUAUAUAGUCCUGAUCUAUAAAAGUACUGUAUACAUGUUUGUAUGCAGGUGUGACACAAAAUAUUAAUAUUUAAAGGUCAUUUAAGGGUUUGAUUAGGAUGGGUUACAGUUAAGACAUGGUCCGAUAUUGGUUUCUUGCUUCGUGGAUCCAUGAUAGGUCACUCGCAACAGCAGUGCUGUUUAGUAAAGUUUAAGAUUAAAAAAGUAAUUCAAGAAGAGAAUUUUCUGAAGUACUGAAUGCACAAUUUAAUGGACAGACUUGCACACAGCAUCACUGAACCUAGUGGAUCGUCUGUGUGCCUAUGUGGUCUAUGUCUUGUUUUACUUCUCAGUCUCUGUCUUAUAUAUUUUGCAUGCUGUUUUUAUGGUGUUAUCCGGCUUGAAGAUUGAACAAUCUUUUUGUGAUCACACAUCCUCAGUUUAGUUUAUAAUGUUUAUAUCUUGUGGAUACCCAACAUUUUUAUGUGCAAAAUACCUAAAAACCCCUUAAACAUUUGAUGUGUUUACGGCCCAAAUACUGUUAAGUUUAGUCAUGUCUAAAAGACUUGUAUCACUGCUUAUCUAUUUCUGGAUAUUUUUGUUUAUGUACAGUGUAUAGAGGAGUGUGUGUGUGUGUGUGUGUGUGUGUGUGUGUGUGUGUGUGUGUGUGUGUGUGUGUGUGUGUGUGUGUGUGUGUGUGUGUGUGUGUGUGUGUGUGUGUGUGUGUGUGUGUGUGAGUGAGCACAUGCAGAUUCAAUCAGACAUGCCUCAAGAUGUGCACUUUAAAUCAAAAAACUUGUUACACAACGUGAAACUGGUCUGAAGAAGAGACUUGAGGAUAUUUUAUAUGUUUUAGUGUUUCUGCACGAGACCGUCAGCAAAGACAACCAAAGUGCUUUUUCCUUAUUUGCUGGAUUCAAAUGUAUUAGUUACUGCUUUAACCUUGACUUUAUUAGAAGGCAGUUGAUGCCAUUCUGUUGUACUACAUUUUUUUCCUACACUAUGCUGUCUGUUACAUUCUGUUUGGUUUUGUCAUUAAAUAGCUUUGAAUAGGUCACCAAUUUAUAGUAGAAAUACAUGGUGUUUACAGUGAACACUAUCAUGAAAAAUGUAGAACGAAGUUCUUUUAUGUGAGUGGUUCUGUGGUCUGUUUUUAUUCGUUUUUUAAAUGAAAACAUUUUGAAGAAGUGGGCAACGUAGCUUUUCUUUUUGAAAGUAUUAUGGUUCAGGCAGAGAAGAUCUGCUGUACGAGAUCUCUGUACACUCUAAACCACCCUGUAUGUAUCACAUUAAACACUGUGCUGGAAGA